Biomphalaria glabrata is the source of this 6823-nucleotide messenger RNA. RefSeq lists its product as uncharacterized. The record is from RefSeq and is a predicted model, not a curated record. The coding region runs from base 181 to 3246 and encodes 1021 amino acids. Lineage: Eukaryota; Metazoa; Mollusca; Gastropoda; Planorbidae. The transcript has 20 exons.
GGAUUUUAAACUGCUUCCAACUGCUAGAAAUGCAAUUCGACGCAGCAACACAAUGUUUAACAAUGGCCGAUUCUUACGAUUUUAAAGUCUGAAUGUUAACUUGCUAAGGUGCAAAUUUAGAAUUGAGAACUGUAAAAAGUUGUCACAGUUUUCAAGCAUAGAAAGAUUACAUACAGGACAAUGUGGUCAUGGCCUCAGAGUCAUAAAAGUAAUGUUGGGGCAACUCAAUUUAAUAUUAGAGGAGAUGGAUGUGCCAAGAGCUCAUUUAAAAUAGAAAGUCAACAGUUGUGCCUGGCAGAACAUGCUCCAGCUGCUGAGCAGUUGAAGGUCAAAGGUGAACUGACCUUAUCAACUGAAUGCACUUGCCACAAAUCUUUUGUAGGCUUGAACUCAGUCAAUGGAGAACUACGUCUGGCAGAAAGGUUGAGGAACUUAGAAACAUCUGCUGGUAACUUGGAAACUGAUAACACAAGUCUCCUACCAGAUGAGGAAGAUGGAGAAGACAAUGUUCUGGAUUUAAACAGUUUGCUUUCAACUUUGCAAAAAUGUUCCAAUAAUCAACUGAGUUUGUACCAAAUAACCAGCAUUGCCAGAUUGGCAAGAAGCUAUAGAGGAAUAGAUUCAUUAACCAAAGAUCAAGCAUCAAAUCUUCAAGCUUUAUUAGGAUGUGACAGUUCUCCAGUUCAAGCUGCAGCACUUAUAAUUCUGAGUAAAUUAGUGGUCUUACCACAGACACUUGAAUUUCUAUUUAAGCAGUCUUGCUCUGUAUUGGACUGCCUCCUCAACCUUGCAUCUGAUCCCAAGUCUAACGAGGUGCAAGUGUUGGCUUUAAAAUGUAUUGCCCAGAUCAGCAAGCAUCUCAAGUUGAUGAUGUUCUGGGAGCAACAACUAGAAGACAUUGUUUACCCUUUGGUUCUUAGCCUUAUAAAGGGCAGCAACUCUUCAGAAAGUUUGAAACUUACUUGCCUUGAAAUAUUACAAAAUAUUUCACAGCUUCCUGAAUUUUAUGCUAGAAUCAAACAAGAUGUGCUGUCUUUACUUAAUCAAAACCAAAAGUAUGAUCAUAUACAGGGAGUAUUCAUUGAAAUACUACUUAAGAUUUUAGAAACUUUCAAACAAAAAAUUUCUACAGAUGUAUUAGAGACUUGUUUGAUGUCUAUUCUCACAGACAUGAUGACUUAUCAAAAAUGUCAAAGCCAGUGUCAAGCUUUAAAGUUACUGACAUAUCUUGCUGGUGAUGAUGUUACUAGAAGUGUUCUGCUCAACCAUCCUCAAACUAUUGCUGUAUGCAUCUGCUUGAAUAAACAGUCACAGUGCAGGAAAGUGAUAGCUGGUACCUGCUGCUUAAUUGAAGAAUUACUGAACACUAAAAAUAGUUCCAAUGCAAAGCAGUUUAUGAUCUGUGUAUCAGAAUCAUUUACCAUGGAUACCAACUAUGAACAACUGAAUGUAAAUAGAAACAGAGAUGUUCAAUUGAGUUUUUCUGGGCCUAAGAGAUUACGUUGCUCAGACUGUCAGUUGUGGAAACAUUUAGAUGACUUGGUUGAUCAUUUGGUUUUUCUAGUGGAAAAAUUUGGUUUUCUAGAAAGACAUGAACAAUUGACAUGUGAGCUUAGUAAAUUUGGAAACAUCAAUUGUGAUCAGCUGACUAUAAUUGCUGCACUGAUUGGCUGUUUUAAUCAAUUGUGCGUCUGGCCACUAAAUCGUCCAAAGAGUCAACAGAACCAAAGCUUUGUAUAUAUUAAUGAUGAAAUUAUUUUAAAAGAAGAUAUGAGACACCAACUGAAGCAUUUAAGUCAUAAGCAUGUCUUCUUUGUUUGGGAGAAAGUUGGUCCUCAAGUCAUGGCUCUCUUCAAACACUUUGCUAGCAGAUGUAACUUGUGGAGUACUAAAAGCCAAGAUCAGUUACCAGCACAUUCAACAAACACAACUGAUCUAAACAGUUCCAGUGCUGUGCCAGUUGGUACUCAGGAAACAAAUGUUGUUAAAUUGUUGCUCAAUUUUAUCCUCUUUGUGACAGUGACAUCUGGUUAUUUGCCAUCAACUGAACAGCCAGAGAAACAAGCAUUCUCCAGCCAAACAGAAUUGAAAGGAAAAAAGAAACUGCAAGAAAAACUGACACAAAAAGAAAUGUUAGCAGAAAAGAAACUAUUAAGAAGACAAUUAAUAGAAGAAGGAUUGUUUUAUGUAAUGAGCCAAACUCUUCUGGUGGAUGAUAUCCAUUUUAAGAUAAUGAGCACAACAAUUAUAAGACUGUGUUUGCAAGCAAGUGAUGACAAAUCUAGAACUAGCCCAACCAAACAUAGACAAAGAGCUAUCUCAGCUGAUGUCCAGCGACCUAAAUCUGCAAUAUUGAAUACCCGGACUGACUACAACACAGACCUAAAACCAUUGGCAACUGAUAUGUUGAAUAUAAAACAAAGGCCCCACAGUUCUUAUGUUGUCCAGAGUAAAGGAAGAGUUGCUUCUAGUGAUUAUAUGAAAAGAGAGACAACUGUGUUGGACAGUAAAAAGUAUAGCUUAUUCUCUCCCUUGACUCCCAGAACUGAGAAAAAGCCUAUUCAUCAGAAGAUUACUGUUUCUCAGGCUAGAGGAAUUGUUUCAGAAACUACUGAUGAACUUACUGGACGUAUCAGUAGCUUUACAUUUGGACAGCAGAACAGCAAACUUAGUGGAAUUAGAGACUUUGAUAAAGAUGCUCUGGCAUAUCUGACAUCCCCUCUAGAAGCAGGAAGUGACAUCAUACCUCAGUGUUGUGAAAGGAUUCUCAGAUCUUCUGCUGCUGAUGUUUUGAAAGGAAUAUUUAGUUUAGAUCCAGAGUUUAAACAAAUUAGUUUAUUUUUGCUGAUGGAUCUUGUGAAAAAUGGGCAGAAUUAUCUUCAUAUGGAGUUGUCCAAACUUGGUUGUAUUCCAAAACUGGUCAGAUUUUUAAGAAUAAAUGAGAAUGACCGUUUACUAGAGAUCACAGGUCUGUCUAUAACUCAACUGCUAUUGGCCAGUGACAGGCGGAUCUGCCAACUGUUCAAUUUUCAUGGUGGGUCGCACCUGUUGAUGGCAUUGUUGCAAAGCAAACCUCCAGAAGAUGUUAAAGAUGCUAUUGUCAGUACAUUAAAUACUCUGAACUACAUGGUACACACUAACCAGUCUAGUGAUAAGUCUCAUGGACCAGUUGAUAUUUGGGGACAUAUUAUGCAGCGCUGGAAGGAAGAGGACAAGGUUGUCGAUGUUCUCAAACAGUUUCUAUGAUCAAGUAAUCUAACAAGACCACAACAGUAUUUGGUUCUAACAAGUUUUAUAUUAAGUUCCUUUCUCCAUCUAAGUCUUGGAAUAGUAAUGUAAAUUAAGUUUUUUUUAAAACUGUACUGCAAGCAUUUGUUACACAUUUUUUUAUUCAAAUAUGUUUUUGUGAAAUUAAUUUUUUAAUUAGUCAUUUUUAGCGGCAUCGAAAGGGGAAAAGACGCUAUUAGUUUUGUGCGAAAUGUCUGUCGUCCAUCCCGUUUAGAUCUCGUAAACUAGAAAAGAUAUUGAAAAUCCGACAUCACAAUAUUUUUAGACCAUUCAAAGUUCUGAUGCAACGGCUACUUUUUUUUUUCUGAAAGCGAAAAAUCUAAUUUUUAAAAUCAGUUAUGCAAGCAGUUUUUUAAAGAGAAAAAGCUAAUUAGUAUGCAUUACAAGUUAGACCUAAUUUAAAAAGAAUAGUAAUCUUGAAAACUUCAUUUUUCUGAACUUUUUUUUUAUUGCAGAAAUUUUUUUUUUUUUUUUUUUGAGGAUUCGAAUAAGAGAUUGAGUCUUUUCAAAACAAUUAGAUCAAUUAUAAGACAUCAGUUAGGCCAGGGGAGGCACGGUGGCUGAGCGGUAAAGCACUUGGCUUCCGAACCGGGGGUACCGGGUUAGAAUCCUGGUGAAGACUGGGACGGCGGUUGGUCGUUGUGCUGGCUACAUGACACCCUCGUUAACCGUAGGCCACAAAAACAGAUGAACUUAACAUCAUCUGCCCUAUAGACCACAAGGUCUGAAAGGGGAACUAGUUAGGCCAGGUUCACAUCUAACUUUGCAUUCACUUUCACCUAUCCUUUGAUCUGCGGGACCGUUGGGGCAAUACACAAGAUCUGUUAACCUUCUUUUUCCAUUCUUAUCUCUCAUUUGUCUUUGAUAUAAUUUCAUUCGGAUGUUCUUUCUGAAAAUAUUGAAACCUGCCUGGGUGGACCACUUCGGGGGCCGAUUUUGAGUUUGUGUUUCCACACAAACUGUCUUUUGUAACCUUGUUAAUGUAAAAUUACAUUGUCAAAAACAAUGAAACAAAAUGGUAAAUUUCAUUUUCACAACAAUUAUGGUUUACUUUCUCUAAAACUUGUUAAAAUUAUACUCUAAAAAAAAUAUGUACAAAUGAGACAAAUAAGCAAACAAAAUAUGUUUUAAACUAGGUCUAUAGUUCUUAAUGUUUUUAAAUAUAAUAAAGCUUGUUAAAUUUAGUUUUUUAUAUUUAAUUGUAAAAUACAUGAUUUUCAAGUGUUUUUUUUUAUGUCAGUGCAUUCUAUUUUUUUUUCAUUUCUUUUUAUUGGCAGUUUCUAAAUUGUAAAUAUAAUUGAAUUAGAAGGUUUAUUUUAAUGUAAUUUUUUUGUUAAUUCAUUUAAUACUUUUAAAAUAUAUUUUUCACAUAACUAAAGCACUGCUUUAUGUUAAUUAAAUAAAUAUUUAACAAUUGUUAAUUAAAGUCAAUAUUUCGGUAAUUGGGACAAUUUUAGUAGCUUAUUUGGUUUGAGUGAGUUAAAUAGUAUCUUUGCCUUUUAUUUCAAUAUUUUUGGGUAACUUUUAUUUUUCAAAUUGUUUAUUCUGCCAUAAAUUAUUUUUAUAAUAUUGAUUAAAGAUCAUUGGGCUAUCUAAAUGGCAUCUUCAGUGGCCACAAAGAAAAAAACAAAUGAACCUUAAAUCAUUCAUCCCUUGAAGUGCUAGGUAUGGAAGGGGACUUUACUUUUGUCAACACUAUGUUAUUAUAUUACAUACUUGAUACGAUCUUUGAAUUGAUUGAUUUUUCUUGUGGUGUCAUUGCAAGACACUGUGCUGUGUAGCAGUAGUGCCUUGUAGCUCCCAUACAGGUCCAGUGUCACUGCUGAUACAUUUCCCUGCUCAGCAUUUUGAUGGGAUCAAUUCAAUUAACUGCUUAGAGAAAUUAUUUUUAUUUGAAUACAAAUUAAAAUGUAAGACAUAUAAUAUAUAUACUUUAUAUAACAUACUUUAAUUAAUGAAAUAAUUUGGUUACUGUUUUUAUUGGACUUUUGUUGUUGUUUUUUUAAAUUUACCUUCACAUCUUUGAUACAGAUUCUUCUUUUUAAAAAUAUAUUUCUAUCUAUUGUGAAUAUUGGUCUAUCAUUCUUUAAUUUCAUAUUUGUUUAAAAACAGUUUUUCUUUGUUUAACAGAGAAAUUAAAGACAUAUACAAAGAGUGUUCAUUCUGUUUCGAUGCAAGAAACAUUAACUCUGUACUGUUAGUUUCAGACGACACUGAGGAUCUUACAAAGUUCUAUUAGGUAAGAGGUUGAAGCAUGGGCUGUGCAACUAGACAAAUCCAGAAGUGAAAAGUGAAUAGCACUACUCUUAUGUUUAUUCACUAAUACACAUGCAUUCUCUUUUCAUGUGCCAUAGAAUGAAUUACAUGAACUAGCUAGAGAAAUAAAUGAAUCAAUAUAAGUUAGAUUAACAAGACUGACUAGACUUUACAUUAAAAUUAUAGAAUGUGGUAAAUCUCUUUCUUUCAGAAAGGUUUAUGAAAGAUUUGUUUCUAGGCUACAUGAGGGUGGAGGUUGUAACUGAUUAAUGCUAUUUACUAAGUUAUUUCCCCUGGAUCCUCAUUCCUUCAGUACUAGACAAGUCUUGUUCACUAGAUCCUCCUGUUUCUGGGGUCACAGAUGUAAAAAAAAAUAAAUGUCCUAGACAUGUAAACCAUGAAAUGUGUCUAGCAGUUUUAGUAUUUAUUGCUUUCAACCUUGAACUAGACAAGAAUGUAAGACCUUGUCUUGUGACAUGUCAUUUGUGUCUGACGUUGUGUUCCUGUCUCUAUGAGAGUCAGUGCAACAUUUCUGAAGAUAGGUUUCAAAUCAGUCUUUAUCAUGAACUGAAAGAUCUAGACAUUAUAUUUCAAAUGUAUAAAAAGCUCAAUAGCAUCUUUUUUUUAAUGCUGAAAGAUGUACCAGUAUACAGGAUUUUUGAAACAUAUUAUUAGCAUAUGUUUAAUAAACAUGAUUAUAACUGAAAUAUGUAGACCUAUUUCAAAUGCAUUAAAUGUUUAAAAUCAUUUUUGUUUUCUUAUCCUGAAAGGUCUGGACAGGAUAUAUGAAUCAGAUUUAAAAUGUAUUAUAGAUAAUUUGUCUGGUUUACUACUAAGUAAUUCUAUUGUCAAGAAUAAUGGUCAAUGCUUUAUAAAUUUGCUUAAAAGGAUUCAUGCAAAUCUUAAAAAUUAAAAUGAAUGUGUACUACUGUUCUAGUUGUUGAAAUACUUUGCAUCUUGAGAGAGAGAGAGAGAGAAAGUAAUAGAUAUAUUUAAUAAUCUAUAAUAUUUACCUUAUCAUUGCUUUUAUAACACUUUCUUUUAUCUUUGUUUCUAAAUAUUAUUAAUAAUAUACACAAUGAUUUCUUUGAAGUUAAUUCAAUUAUUUUAUUGAUAUGUAAAUAUUGUCAACAAGAAAUAUUGGUGACAACAUUUUUGUGACUCAUUUUCAAAAUAAGAUGUGACCUCCUGUUGAACUGUCCACUAGAUUUAGAUUAUCAUCUACUAGUCUUGUCAAGGCCAUGGCUACAUCACUGUGAUAAUAAAGUAUUCACUUGUA